UACACCCGCGACGCGACGCUGAGCGGCUUCAUCAACUUCACCCUCGCUACGUCACCACAGAACUACAGCCGCACGCAGGCGGCCUGCAGGUCCACGCUGCCGCGGAUGUGUUGUUGUUGAUGUUGUUGUUGAUGUCGUCAUUUUUGUUGUUGUUGAUGUUGACGUUGUUGAUGUUGUUGUUAAUGUUGUCGAUGUUGUCGUCGUUGUUGUUGUUGAUGUUGUUGUUGUUGUUAAUGUUGUUGUUGCCCUGCAGGUAUUCAGGUCUCAGGAAUGCAGACGGUGAAUACCUCCCAGAAUACUUUCACCUUCUCGCCAUCCGGCUGACGUUUGUCAUUGUGUUUGAGCACGUGGUCUUCUCCAUCGGCCUGCUCAUCGACCUGCUGGUGCCGGAUGUCCCUGAGGAGGUUCUGAUGAAGAUGAAGAGGGAACACUACAUGGCCAAACAGGCUCUGGCAGAGAACCAGGUUCUGGGGAAGUCCCUGAUCCCCGGCGCAAGGGACGCCCGGUCUACAGCGCCGGCCUCCAGAGCGUCAGGCCGCCGCCCACAGAGCGUCAGGCCGCCGCCCACAGAGCGUCAGGCCACCGCCCACAGAGCAUCAGGCCGCCGCCCACAGAGCGUUAGGCCACCGCCCACAGAGCAUCAGGCCGCCGCCCACAGAGCGUCAGGCCACCGCCCACAGAGCGUCAGGCCACCGCCCAGCAGCCCCGACCCGACUCACCUCUGAUGCUCCCUUACGACACGACCUCAAGGGGCCCUGAACCUGGUCUACAGGGGCCCUGAACCUGGUCUAUAGGGGCCCUGAACCUGGUCUACAGGGGCCCUGAACCUGGUCUACAGGGACCCUGAACCUGGUCUACAGGGGCCCUGAACCUGGUCUACAGGGACCCUGAACCUGGUCUACAGGGGCCCUGAACCUGGUCUAUAGGGGCCCUGAACCUGGUCUACAGGGGCCCUGAACCUGGUCUACAGGGGCCCUGAACCUGGUCUACAGGGGCCCUGCACCUGGUCUAUAGGGUCCCUGAACCUGGUCUACAGGGGCCCUGAACCUGGUCUACAGGGGCCCUGAACCUGGUCUACAGGGGCCCUGAACUCUAAGACUCCCUAAGGCAGCA
Pseudoliparis swirei is the source of this 1113-nucleotide messenger RNA. RefSeq lists its product as uncharacterized. Gene Ontology annotation, molecular function: chloride channel activity. Gene Ontology annotation, biological process: chloride transmembrane transport; calcium activated phospholipid scrambling. NCBI's taxonomy places the organism in Eukaryota, Metazoa, Chordata, Actinopteri, Perciformes, Liparidae. Bases 120 to 725 code for a protein of 201 amino acids. Gene Ontology annotation, cellular component: plasma membrane. The record is from RefSeq and is a predicted model, not a curated record. The transcript is spliced from 3 exons.